CGCCGCCGCCCCCUUUCCCUUCCUGCGCUCUUCCCACCAUGAGCGAGGCUGUUUUCACCUUAUAAAGAUGGCGGUGUGGGAUCGCUGCAACCUUUAGACUAAUGACUGUCAGAAACAUCGCCUCCAUCUGUAAUAUGGGCACCAAUGCCUCUGCUCUGGAAAAAGACAUUGGCCCAGAGCAGUUUCCAAUCAAUGAACACUACUUUGGAUUGGUCAAUUUUGGGAACACCUGCUACUGUAACUCCGUGCUGCAGGCAUUGUAUUUUUGCCGGCCAUUUCGGGAAAAUGUAUUAUCAUACAAGGCCCAACAGAAAAAGAAGGAAAAUCUCUUGACUUGCCUGGCAGAUCUUUUCCACAGUAUUGCUACUCAGAAGAAGAAAGUUGGAGUUAUUCCACCAAAGAAGUUCAUAUCAAGGUUACGAAAAGAGAAUGAUCUCUUUGACAACUACAUGCAGCAGGAUGCACAUGAGUUUUUAAAUUACCUGCUCAACACCAUCGCAGACAUUUUGCAAGAGGAGAAGAAACAGGAAAAGCAAAAUGGGAAACUGAAAAAUGGCAACAUGAAUGAAGCUGAAGAGAACAAUAAACAAGAACUCACCUGGGUGCAUGAGAUUUUUCAGGGAACACUGACUAACGAAACUAGAUGUUUGAACUGUGAAACCGUUAGUAGCAAAGAUGAAGAUUUUCUUGACCUUUCUGUUGAUGUGGAGCAGAACACAUCAAUUACACACUGUCUAAGAGACUUCAGUAACACAGAGACAUUAUGUAGUGAACAGAAAUACUACUGCGAAACUUGCUGCAGUAAACAAGAGGCACAGAAAAGGAUGAGAGUAAAAAAACUGCCAAUGAUUCUUGCCUUACACCUCAAGAGGUUCAAGUAUAUGGAGCAAUUGCACAGGUAUACUAAGCUGUCUUAUCGUGUAGUAUUUCCUCUGGAGUUACGUCUCUUUAACACAUCUGGCGAUGCUGUCAACCUAGAUCGGAUGUACGACUUGGUAGCCGUUGUUGUUCACUGUGGAAGUGGACCGAAUCGGGGACAUUAUAUUACUAUUGUGAAAAGUCAUGGAUUUUGGCUCUUGUUUGAUGAUGACAUUGUAGAGAAAAUAGAUGCUCAAGCUAUCGAAGAAUUCUAUGGUCUGACCUCUGAUAUAUCAAAAAAUUCAGAGUCUGGAUAUAUUUUGUUCUAUCAAUCAAGAGAGUGACUUGGCACACUGUGACAAUUGCACACAAUGAUGCUACACGCAAAAGAAGGUGAUGGCCCCCCUUAACUGACUUUUACACAGACCACAUCUUGUAUGGUUGAACGAUAAUACACUCUGUCUCCUAUUAAAGGGUCUAUGUGAUAUUGCCUAUAA
Molecule: messenger RNA, 1355 nt
Organism: Falco peregrinus (peregrine falcon)
Lineage: Eukaryota; Metazoa; Chordata; Aves; Falconiformes; Falconidae
Gene: USP46
Product: ubiquitin specific peptidase 46
Exons: 9
Coding region: 102-1202 (366 amino acids)
Biological process (GO): protein deubiquitination
Cellular component (GO): cytosol; nucleus
Molecular function (GO): cysteine-type endopeptidase activity; cysteine-type deubiquitinase activity
Source: RefSeq, a predicted model, not a curated record